UACGCUUCCAGCUUCCGGUUGGAGUGUAAAUGGAUACAUGACACAGUUGUUUGCUGGAGUGCUAUUCUCAGGAAAACUGUUAACAUCGACAGUGUCAACAAAGAGAUUGUGACAUCGUAACGGCGGACAGUGCCGUGUAGAGCCGGCCGCGAUGGAAGCGGUCCCCCGGAUGCCGAUGAUCUGGCUGGACCUGAAGGAAGCAGGGGAGUUCCAGUUCAGCCCGGCCGUGAGGCAGUUCAUCCUGAAGAACUAUGGAGAGAAUCCAGACAACUACAAUGAACAGUUGAAAAAGCUGGAAACUCUGCGGCAGAGUGCAGUGAACGUGACACGGGACUUUGAGGGGUGCAGCACCCUGAGGAAGUACUUUGGUCAGCUGCAUUAUGUCCAGAGCCGAGUGCCCAUGGGACCCACUCAGGAGGCUGCUGUGCCCAUCUCAUGGACGGAAAUUUUCUCUGGAAAAACCGUCACCCACGAUGACAUCAGCUACGAGCAAGCCUGCAUUCUCUAUAAUCUGGGGGCCCUGCACUCCAUGCUGGGAGCAAUGGAUAACCGGGUGUCUGAAGAGGGGAUGAAGGUGUCAUGCACACACUUCCAGUGUUCGGCAGGAGCUUUUUCCUACCUGAGAGACCAUUUCAGCCACAACUUCAGCGUGGACAUGAGCCACCAGAUUCUGAACCUCAACAUCAACCUCAUGCUGGGCCAGGCUCAGGAGUGCCUUCUGGAAAAGUCCAUGUUGGACAACAGGAAGAGUUUUCUGGUCGCCCGCAUCAGUGCUCAGGUGGUGGAUUACUAUAAGGAGGCCUGCAGGGCUCUGGAGAACUCGGAGACGGCCUCCAUGCUGGGAAAGAUCCAGAAAGACUGGAAGAAACUGGUUCAGAUGAAGAUCUACUACUUCGCUGCCAUCGCACACCUUCAUAUGGGGAAGCAAGCAGAGGAGCAGCAGAAGUUUGGAGAACGGCUGGCUUACCUGCAGAGCUCUUUGGACAAACUCAACGAAGCCAUCAAGCUUGCAAAGGGUCAACCUGACAGCGUGCAGGAAGCGUUGAGAUUCACCAUGGACGUAAUUGGUGGAAAGUUUAAUUCAGCCAAAAAGGACAAUGACUUCAUCUAUCACGAGACAGUUCCCUCUCUGGAGACUCUAGCCUCUGUCAAAGGCGCUCCCCUCGUGAAAGCCCUCCCUGUCAAUCCCACCGACCCCAGCGUAACCGGACCAGACCUGUUUGCCAAGCUGGUGCCCAUGGCCGCCCACGAAGCCUCCUCUCUGUACAGUGAGGAGAAAGCCAAGCUGCUGAGGGACGUCAUGGCCAAGAUCGACAGCAAGAACGAAACUCUCGAGCAGUUCAUGGACUCGCUGGGCCUGGAGCUGGAGUCCGUCGACAACCUGGACAUGUACAGCCACAUCCCUCCGGUCCUCAUGGAGAAGUGUGCCGCUCUCAGCGUCCGGCCAGAUACCGUCAAGAGCCUCAUUCAGUCCAUGCAGGUUCUCUCAGGUGUCUUCACCGACGUGGAGUCGUCCCUGAGGGAGAUCAGAGACGUCCUGGAGGCGGAUGAAGCCGGCGAGCGAGCCCUCCAGGAGGCGGGGGGCCCCGCCGCGGCCGAGCUCCAUCCAGCAGCACAAAGCCAGGCUCUGGCCGAGAUCCGCCGAGAUCUGGAGAAGUACAUGGAGGCUCACGAGAAGGCCAGUUUCACCAACACGGAGCUCCACCGGGCCAUGAACCUCCACAUCAGCAACCUGCGCCUGCUCGGGGGGCCUUUGGAGACCCUGAGGGAGGCCCUGCCACGGCCCCAGCUCAACGAAGAGGAAGUGGCCGGGCUGCAGAUCAUGAAGCGGAUCCUGGGGAAGGUUCAAGAGAUGAGGGAACAGAGGAACUCUUUGGAGAAGCAGCUCCGUGACCUGAUCCAGCAGGACGACAUCACCUCCACACUCGUGACCACAGACAGAGCAGACAUGAAGCGUAUAUUCGAGGAGCAGCUGAAGAAGUACGAGCAGGUGAAGGUCUAUAUCGACCAGAACCUGGCAGCACAAGAGAACAUCCUGAAGGCCCUGACGGAGGCCAACGUUCAGUACGCCUCGGUGCGGAAGGGCCUGAGCCAGACCGAGCAGCAGUGGAACGGCACCAUUCAGGGCCUGGUGGGCUCGUACGAGGCCUACGAGGACCUGAUGAAGAAAUCCCAGGAGGGGAAAGAGUUCUACGACGACCUGGAGGCCAAGGCCUCCCGUCUGCUGGAGAGGGCGAAGGCUCUGAGCCAGAGCAGGGCCGAGGAGAGGAAGCCCGUCCUGGAAAAGGAGACUCAGAAGAAGCCCCCAGCACGGCCCACAGCGGCUAAGCCCUCCUUGAGGCCGAAGGCUGAUGUGGAUUCGGCCUCUUCCAGCAUCGAGGAUCCAGAGUUGGCCCAGCUAAGUGCAGCCAUCCUGGCCCUGGGGGGCGACCUGCCCGAGGACCUCCGCAGCCUCCCCCCCGACAUUCCUUCCCUCCCCAUCCCCGCGGCUCACCUGCCCGGCCCCGAGGCCUUCAUUCCCGCCGCGGCUAAAUUCGGCGGCAGCUCCUCCAUGCCCUGGCCCGGCGCUCCGGCUGCUGCUAAUCUCCCUCACUUCCCGGCCAACCUGCCCCCCCCAGAGCUUCUGGCACGCAUCGCACAGUUUCCCACUUCAGGACCCCUGCCACGUGUCCCCCUCCCUCAGAUGGCUCCGCAGAGGGGCCCGCAAAUGCCCGCCCAGCCCGUUGCUCCCGGUUACCGGCUUCCCCCUCAGCACGCUCCGCAACCGGGCCUCGUCGCCCCCGCCCCAGUGCGGCCGUCCACCACCACAGUGGACAGCAUCCAGGCCCCCAUUCCCAGCUACACCCCCACACCACAGCACCCCGUCCCGCCCGCGGUCUCCACCGCCUACACGGCGCCGCAGAUAGGAGCGUACCCCCACUUCCUGCCCCAUCCCGGCGUUCCCGGUCAGCGUCCGGGACAGGCCCCCGCUUCCCAACCGCCGCAGCCGAAGCACCCCCACCAGUACCCCCCGCCCGUCGCCCAGCCGCACUCUCAGGGGUACCACCCCGGGCCGAGGGCCAUACCCGGGCCCCACCCUCCUCUCCAGACCCAUCCAGGGUACCCCCACGGGUACAUGCCCCCCCAGCCCGGCGUUCCCUCUCCGUACCAGCAGGCGUAUCCGGGCCCGCUCCAGCCGCAUCAGCAGAACGGCUUCCAGCCCCAGCACCAGAUAGCCCAGGGCUACCCCCCCGCUCCGGGCUACGCGCCCCAGCAGCAUCCGCAGAUGAUGCCAGGCUCCAUGAGGCCCCCCCAGCUUGGGAAUUUGUUCUUAAAUACAAAACAGUGA
Messenger RNA from Menidia menidia (Atlantic silverside), 3328 nucleotides. The record is from the annotation of a GenBank genome assembly. Lineage: Eukaryota; Metazoa; Chordata; Actinopteri; Atheriniformes; Atherinopsidae.